CCAGUUUUAGGGGAGGAGGGAGGACCCCAAAGUAGCAGCCUCCGGGAGCAGCCUCAGGCAGCCCAGCCCAGGCGGACAGAGCAGCUGGGGCUGCACAGUAGAGGACCUGGAAGGAAGGACAGCAGCUGGAAACUCAGCCCAGCCAUGGGGCCCCACGGGAAACAGUCCGUGCUGCGAAUGCCCCUGUUGUUGCUGCUGACUUGUGUCCAGUCUGGGACGGGUCUGGAGAGCAUUAACUAUGCCCCCCAGCUCCUCGGGGCCACCCUGGAGGGGAGACUCACACAAUCUACCUUCACGCUGGAGCAACCCCUGGGCCAAUUCAAGAACGUCAACCUCUCUGACCCAGAUCCCAUCUGGCUGGUGGUGGCUCACAGUAACGCCGCCCAGAACUUUACCGCCCCACGGAAGGUAGAAGACAGGCAUGCCCCUGCCAACUUUGACCGCAAUGGCUACUAUCUCACGCUGAGGGCCAACCGGGUACACUACAAGGGUGGCCAGCCUGACAGCCAGCUCCGAGUCCUCCGUGUUGGGAAUGACAACAACUGUUCCCUGGAGUCCCAGGGCUGUAACUCGCCUUUGCCAGGGGCCGGCCCCUAUAGAGUGAAAUUCCUGGCGAUGAGUGCCGAGGGACCCGUGGCUGAGACACUGUGGUCCGAGGAGAUCUACCUGCAGCAAGCCCAGACAUUCCGAGAAGCUCCAGGGUCCCAGGGCAAGGGCACUGUGGUCAUCAUUGCCUUCUUGUCAAUCCUACUGGCCAUCCUGCUUGUGGUCUUCCUCGUACUGGUCAUAUCCGCUUGAGGGCAGCUUGCUAUCCUUCUGCUUCGGCCUCCUGAGUCUCCAGCUGGAUGUUAACCCCACCCAGAGAUGCUGAUUUUAAUGGAGAUGUCCAGUGAUGUCCAAGGAACUAUGGGUUCCUGACAGAUCCUGAUAAUGGGUAGGUGGGAAGAGCCUGUCUUGUAGCAGCCUUCUGUUCCUGUCUGUUUUUCUGUCUGCGGGAUUCCCCCGCCCCCCCAUUUCUACAUUGUACUGUGUCAUGUCCCUAUUUUUAACCCUGACCAUGGGAACUAAAGGCACUUCCCAAGAGGACUCUUUCUGAGCUGGCUUGGACCUGGCUGUUCCAACACACUCAAAUUCACAUUAAA
Molecule: messenger RNA, 1142 nt
Organism: Mus musculus (house mouse)
Lineage: Eukaryota; Metazoa; Chordata; Mammalia; Rodentia; Muridae
Gene: Upk3bl
Product: uroplakin 3B-like
Exons: 6
Coding region: 145-798 (217 amino acids)
Biological process (GO): cellular oxidant detoxification; response to oxidative stress
Cellular component (GO): membrane
Molecular function (GO): heme binding; peroxidase activity
Source: RefSeq, a predicted model, not a curated record